UUCUGACAUUCGACAUUGAAUGGCAGCUGAGAAACUUCAAAUGAAAGUAAAUAUUAUGGAUGAAGAUAAAUCACGCCUGUAAUUAUUUCUAAAUUUGUAUAUUUUCCUUGUGUUAUGAGAACUAAUUAACUCAUCUAUUUUUACAAAGACAUCAGUAGCCAGGUGAUGCCUAGUCUGCUGGAUAAGAUGGACUCAUCUCAUAAUCCACUAGACAUGACAUCUACUCCAGCUCAGGACAAACUGUCUUCCUAUAAUUACUCCUCAAACACUCCUACUCUCUGCCUUGCUGUAGAGAUUUGCGUUGUAUGUGGCGAUAGAGCCUCUGGGAGGCACUACGGAGCAAUUAGCUGUGAAGGGUGUAAAGGAUUCUUUAAGCGAUCAAUCCGUAAGCAGUUAGGAUAUCAAUGUAGAGGUACUAAAAACUGUGAAGUUACGAAGCACCAUCGGAACCGAUGUCAGUAUUGUCGUCUGCAGAAAUGCCUGACGAUGGGAAUGCGCAGUGACUCUGUCCAACAUGAAAGGAAGCCUAUUUCAGAGAAGAAAGAAGUGAAUAAUUUUAUGCCUGGAGAUAAUAAUUUUGCAAAUUAUUCCAAUAACCCAAUGAAGAUCUUCAUCAGAAAAGACUUGUGCCUAGAGUCACAGCAGUAUGGCUUUCAAUCAGCAGCUCUCAGUCUGGGCUACAUGAGCCCUUUACAAUAUGGCCUUAACACUGAGGGAGAGAGACAAACAUCACCAAGUCUAAACAAUACAUGGGACGACGACGACGCCUCAUCUGACAGUUACUCUCCUGACGGUGAAGUGGCAGACACAUUGUGCCUUGCUCAGGACAAAACUGUAAUCCAUAGUGCCUUGGACACUGUUGCUAAGGUGGUCAGUGGAGAGAACUUAAAUGGAAACGAAAAAGGCGACAAAGAGUUAGAAGGGUUUGUUAAAUUAGAGGGACGUCUGCUUCCUGAACACCAUGUUCCAUUCAUUCUGCAAACUCCAAGUCCGAUGCCGGCAUACUUAAAUGUCCACUACAUCUGUGAAAGUGCUUCCAGGCUGUUAUUCCUGUCAGUUCAUUGGGUUCGCAAUAUCCCUGCUUUCCAGUUAUUCAGAGUUGAGACUCAAGUAGCUCUAGUCAGAGCCUGUUGGACGGAGCUGUUUGUCCUCGGAAUGGCACAAUGCUCUCAGAUUCUCUCCCUGCCUUCUAUUCUUUCUUCAAUCAUCAACCAUCUGCACAACUCAGUUGCUCAAGAAAAGAUAUCUGCUCAUCGAGUCAAACUGGUGACAGAUCAUAUUUGCAUGUUGCAAGACUACGUCAACGGAAUGUCAUGUCUCCAUGUUGACGAACAUGAAUACGGUUACCUCAAACUGCUCAUACUGUUUAGUCCAGAUAUACCGGCUCUGGUGUCACGCAAACACGUUGAUAAAUUCCAAGAAAGAGCCUUUCAAGAGUUGAGAAGUUAUGUGCAGAGACACUAUAGUGAUGAUGAGGACCGCUUUCCCCGCCUCUUGUUGCGGCUUCCCCCGCUCAGAGCUCUGCAGCCUCAUGUAAUGGAGGAACUGUUCUUUGCAGGGCUAACAGGGGGUGUAACUAUAGACACCAUCAUCCCCUAUAUUCUCCGAAUGGACUCAUCAGACUUCUCUCAGAGGGUCAUAUCAGAGUUUUCAUAAUAGUAGCACUUUUCCUGAAUCAAUAGUAUUGAUUUAAAUUAAUCAAAAUGUAAAUGUACAUUAGUAUUUUGUUUGAACCUAUCAGGUUUAUAAAGUAUAUAAAUAUAAUUUGGUAUAUUUAUUUUGAUAGUAAAUAUUUGUUUUGUUAUAGUGAUUUUUGAUUGUUUAAGUAAAAAUUUAUUUUAAUGUUGUUAUUAGGUGUAAAUAUUUAUUAGAGGCUGUGUAAAACAGUCAAGGCCAAGUCUUACUCAAUUCUGCUCCUUUUCACAUUUUUCUUCAUUUAUUUCCCUUUUUAAUUUGCAUUUACAUGACUUACAACCGUCAUUUACACAGAGUUGAGUGUGACUUGGCCUUGGGCUCUUGUGUGUGCACUUGGAGCAAAGCAUAACCAAUUUACUGUUGGUUUUUUCCUUAUCUAGGAAUAAAGUUUGUAAUGCCUGUAAAUACUAAAAAAGUUUUGUGGGUUUGGGGGUUUUUAAAUAAUUAGACAAUAACCUAUGUAGACAGUACGUUUUUAGCUAUGAUUCAAUCAUAUAUAUAAAAUACUUUUAAAAAUAUAAUAUUUUAACAAGAAUAGGCCUAUAAUUACAUUUUAGCACUCAAGUAUUUUUGUUUCUUUGUCUUACAGUAUUAAAGCUCCAAUGAACUCAAAAACUUCCUUUAUCCUUAAAGUUGUCUUAAUAUGAGAACGUAUAACUUAUUAAUUUCUAAAACUUUGUUGUGUACAAAAUGUACUCUUCAUGUACACAUGUGUUUUGUUCAUUAUUUAAAUAACUUUAAGGUAAUUUUACUAUAAUUAAUAAUUUGAGAUUCUCUGAUCGUCUUAUGAUGCAGUUUUGUAAUGCUGAAACGUGUCACAUACAGGGUGUCACAAAGAUGCGUAGCAUACAGAGUUAAAAUGGAAAUCUAUUUGUUUAAUAAUCUCGCCAAUGGUCACUCGGAUUACAAAUAUGUUUUAGUAUCCAGUCCAUACGCGCUGCACUAAUCACAGCGAAAGUUGGUUGCUUGAAUGCUUUAUUCCACCCGGCGGCUAUCUUCUUCAGCAGACCACAAACUUUUGAACUUGUUUAUAUGAGGCUAUUUUGGUCCGGUUCCCACACGAAAAUGAGUUUAACGCUUAAAUUGUUUGUUUAUAUUACUCAAACCAAAUUUCCUUGCGUCUUUGAGGCGGAUUACCAGCUUAAUGCGGGUGAUCUGUGGGUUUACCUAGAAAAAAAAAACAUCACCGAAGCUCUAAGGUGGGUUAGCCCUAACUCAAGAUUGGACGUUGUCAGAGAGAUGUAACUAAAGAGUUAUGUAAAAGAUUUAUAUUAUGCAUUUACUGACUAGCUAACUCGCAUUCUACACUUAUUUACCAUCAAACUCAAUAGUGUAAUACGCCUACCACAAACUGUUAUGGUUACAACCUGAAAUCUGGGUUAGAGAUUGUAGGCCACGCCAAUAAAGUCUGGUCCUAUCAGACCCCUCGAAGUAACCUUACAACCUUCCAAUAACCUUACAAUUUAAAGAAAUUGCAAAACAGUUACGGAAUAGUGAGCUUUUAAAUUUAUAUUGUCUAAUGGCCAACAACUCAUUUUAAAAUAUUUAACCAACUGAAAAAUCUUUCUGCUGAUACCAAUCAAUCAUCAUGCAGUUCAUAUUUAAAAUUAUGUGUUAGUUUCUUACUUACUAUGUAAAAUCUCACUAACUCGACACUCGACAGCUGACAGUAAUUUUUUCAGAUAAUUUAGUUUUAAUUGUUGAAUAUUCAACGUUUCUUUGAGGAUUGUUCACUCAAUAUGUAAAAUACUCAUGCAAGUAAUAAAUGUAUAUGUCAAAUUAUUCUGUUAUGUAUUCACUUAUCAAAACCCAUUAAAAAUUUCAAUGUUCUUGGGAUAACUCGACAACCUCUGGGUCUACAAAUUGUUGAGUUAGUGAGGUUAUAUCAAUGGUUAAAAGGAAUUGCAUCACUAUCUUGGGAUAUAGGCAACAGAAGAAAAAAAUACAUUUCGUUUGAAUACCAAAUUUUGUUUUAAACUGGUAAGAAAUAUUUGAUACAAUUAUGAUGGAUUAAACUAACGAAACUUGUUAACUUUAAUAUUAGUUUAUGAAGUACUCAUGCGUAAAAUUAUCCAAAUCCAAACCUCUCAAUAUCCGAUCCGAUUUAAAACAAGCAUUAACUAUCGGAAUUGAAAUUUCACUAUCCUCACACCUUUAGUUACAAGACGUAUUUGAGACGCAUUUUCACCUUUGGUAGAAAUCCUCCAAAAUCCUGCCAAAUUUAAGUUGGAUGUUUUUAACUUAGUUGAUGACAUUUUAUGUUCAAGUGUUAGCAAAAGUCACUCAGAUCAAUCGUUUAAAAUGUUUACAAAUUUUAAUUUUGUUUUGAAAAGUCAUAAACCGCAGUUGAUGAGACUAUGGAUAAUUUUUUAAAGAAAUAUUUUAAAAAGUCUUUAAAGCUCCAAUGUACUGCUUGAAACCAAACCCAAGCUAAAGUGAGUUAUUACCUACCUCUCGUGUAAAGCAUCAAAUCACAUGUUUGUGGAUUAUUACGUUACUAGUCCGGAAAAAAAGUGUUUACCGGACAAGUGUGGUCGUUCCUGUGCAAGACGAAGUCGAGUACGGGAUUACUAUACGAGUCCGGUAAACGCAUUUUGGACGAGUAACGUAGGAUAGUUUACGCCAUACUACUGAAUCUGUUCAAUUCCUUUUAUAUAACUACCAAAUAAGGGACUAACAAUCACUAGUCACCUCUAAGAGAACCUAAGAGAACCUAGAAACCUCUAAGAGAGGUUAUGAUUUUGUUUAUAACCAUUCAUUGCCAAAUACAUUAUAAUCAGCUGGUUGGUGUCCGGUAACACUCAUUACAGUACAGUAGUACGUAAUGAAGCCCCAUUUGAUUAAGCUGAAGGCAAACAGCUGUUUUCUGUACUAAAUCCUUGCGUGGGAAGUUCGUCAAAACAGUGUAGUGUGGCGUAAAAUAAAUUAACAUUAACUAGGCUUUACUCUGUUUCAUUACACUUACAAUACAUUGCAGUAGGCUAUGAUUAGUUGCUAUUGUGUUGUGUUUUGUAUAAGCAGAUCUCUCAUUAGUGGUUUAAUAUAAAGAAAUGGUAACUCUUCAAAACUGGACUCAGUGGCCAUUUAUUAUUGGUAUGUAUUUAAAUAAUUCAUCCUUACCAAAGAAUCAGUUAUAGUCAAAAUCAAAUACAAGGCUUCUUUAUUCCACAAUAUAGUGGGACAUAGUGAUGGUCAAAACCAGAAAUUUUGAAUCUCUAAACCAAAACCGAAACGCGAAACCUUUUUACUUGGCUGAUUACAAAGGUUAAGGUUACAGAAAAAAUACAGGUAAUAAUAAAGUUUUAAGUAUGAAAUCAAAAAUGAAAGGGGACUCCUGACACUGACAUACAAAUUGUUACUGAUAAACCCACACCAACAUAAUUUUUUCUUAAAUUAAAAUAAAUUAAACUUUUGACACCAACAUAAACAUGAGUAUUAGACUAAUUAGAACAUUUAGUGGCUAAUAUAUCGUUAUGAAACUGAGUUGUUCCAGUUAUAGUAUUUAAGAUGCCUUUCUAAGUUCAGAAUGCAAUUUACUGCGUUUGCUCUAUUGCUACCGGUACCAGCUAGUGUGGAAACAGUGUUAAAUAAUUUAUAAAUAAAAUUUUUUUUUAAACAAAACGUUUUUAAACGCACUAAAAAGUAGAAUAUAAUUUAUAAAUAUGUGGAGAGUAUAAAUACUUGUAAGAUUUAAAACGAAAAACGUAGUGUGCAUGCAAUAGAAAAUUUACAAUUACCUUCACCUAUUGAACUAAUGUAUUAUUAUCAAUUGCAUACACCUCACGUUUUUUCGUUUUUAAUCUUACAAGUAUUUAUACUCUCCAGAUAUUUAUAAAUUAUAUUUUACUUUUUAGUGUGUUUAGAAACGUUUUGUUUUAAAAAAGUUUUUUAUUUAUAAAUUAUUUUCACCUUUUUAGUUUUUAAUGUGUGUGGAUGUUAAAUCUAUUUCAAGCAUCUAUAUCAGAUUAAGACAGAUGCAUGUGGGAAAUCUAAGGUUUAUUUGAGUUUCUUUUCAUAUAAUUAUGUAUCAGAUUGGAUGUAUGGCCUACCUACUAACUAUAAAUAUAUCAAUCUAUUUAAUUUAUUGUUUACAUUAUAGAAUACUAAAUACAAUUGACAUUAUUAACAAACACCUUUAUAUCUGCAAUCAGAUUGUUUUUCUUUAUUUUGAAAUGUUUGUAUAAAGAAUCUCUUGGAAGCAUAACCUGUACCUCUUAACCUCUGCUCUUCGAACUGUCAAAUUUAAGUAUUUACAGCUUAAUUAAAUUAAUUGAUAUAUUUACAUUCUUUCAAAAUGUAAACAUGGAAAAUUUGGAACCCCAUUGGGCAUAGCCCAAGGGAAAUAUGAAAAUUAAAUGAUAUGAUAUUUCAUUGUCUUCCAUUUGUGAGCGAUGUUUCAAGUCUCUAUAGCUCCUCGGGAAGUUAGUAUAAAAUUGAUUGCAAAAUUUGUACCGGACAAGAAAGCGAGCAAAUAAAAACGUUUUAAAAUAAUAAUAAUGAUGCAAAAAAUGCCAGUAGAUUCAAGAAUAAAAUUGCCAAUAUCUUCAAUUUUGAAACUUUUGAAUCUCGAAACCGAAACUUUUCCUAAGUUUUGAUGGUUUUGAGAUUUGAGAUUCGGUUUUGACACAUCACUAGUGGGACAUAUUCACAACUGACUGUUCACACAUUGAUGACACAGUCAUUCAGUCCACGACUAACUAUUUUAGUCUGAAGUAAGAAAAAUAAGGAUAUAUUUCUUAAUGCAUUGUUUUAAAGUCAGAUAGUAAAUAUAAUUUGUUUGUAUUUUAUUUGUUUUUUUCAUGUAGGAUACAAUCCACAGAUAAAAAACACUAUUGAGUAAGCACUUAAUAAUUGUUAGUAAAAAAAAACAUCACAUGUUUAUAAUAUUAAUUACUUUGUUAUUUUUAUGAUGAUCAAACACCAAAUAGUGUGAAUCAAAGAUGUUAUUGUGCACCAUAUAUUUGUAAAUAGUUUUUUUUUUAGUUAUGAUUGUAAACAACUGUAUCACUUCUUCAAGACACCAGUACACUUUGUAAAUACUGUCACGCAGCAUGAUCUAUUUUUAACGAGAAAGUUUACUGUAAGGUAGAUUUCUGACUACCAAAAGUAAAGUUUGUAUGUCUUUAAUGUUGUAGGUUUCCGUUAUGCCUUAUUAUAUAGGGAUUGUAUUUUAUAGUUUAAAUAUUUGAAAGAAUAUAGUGAAUUUGUACAUAUUA
Molecule: messenger RNA, 6911 nt
Organism: Macrosteles quadrilineatus (aster leafhopper)
Lineage: Eukaryota; Metazoa; Arthropoda; Insecta; Hemiptera; Cicadellidae
Product: nuclear receptor subfamily 2 group C member 1-like
Exons: 9
Coding region: 166-1656 (496 amino acids)
Biological process (GO): anatomical structure development; regulation of transcription by RNA polymerase II; cell differentiation
Molecular function (GO): zinc ion binding; nuclear receptor activity; RNA polymerase II cis-regulatory region sequence-specific DNA binding
Source: RefSeq, a predicted model, not a curated record